AUGAAGAUCUCUUCACCCAUCGUUGCUGUUAUCUUUCAGCUUGCCAUGACAGCAUGUGCUGCUCCUGUUGGCAAGUCACCGCAACGACAUCAAGUUCUGAAACAUAUUCUCACAAUGUUAUCCCCAGCUAUUUCAAAUGCUGAAGUCGCCAACACUGUCAUUACUCGCAAUCCAUACGGAUUUCCAGCUGAAGAUGAAGGCGACAAUCCAGUCACUACUCGCGAGGCAUAUGGUUUCUCAGCUGAAGAUGAGACCGAUGGUUCCAUGAAAACAGAGGGUGUAGAGUGGCAUUACAAGAGAUGA
Mollisia scopiformis is the source of this 303-nucleotide messenger RNA. RefSeq lists its product as uncharacterized. NCBI's taxonomy places the organism in Eukaryota, Fungi, Ascomycota, Leotiomycetes, Helotiales, Mollisiaceae. The record is from RefSeq and is a predicted model, not a curated record. Bases 1 to 303 code for a protein of 100 amino acids. The transcript has a single exon.